AUGUUCAAGAACCGUGAGAUGAGAAUCUUGAUGUUGGGACUCGACAACGCGGGUAAAACAACCAUCUUGUACAAGUUAAAGUUGGGCAAGACUUCCAAAACUGUUCCCACCGUCGGUUUCAACGUGGAGACUGUCAAGCACAAAAACGUGUCUUUUGCCGUUUGGGACUGUGGUGGACAGGAGAGAAUCCGUCCAUUGUGGAGACAUUACUUCACGGGAACAAACGCGUUGAUAUACGUGGUAGACACCAGUGACUGGGACAGAUUGGAAGAGUCUAAAAAGGAGUUAAUGCGUGUGAUCAACGACAAGGAGUUGGCGAACUGUUUGUUGAUUGUCGUGGCCAACAAGCAGGAUGUGCCUGGUGCAAUUAAGCCAAAAGAGCUUAUCGAGCGCUUUGACAUGAAUGCCUUGAGCGGACAGCACACAUGGUCUGUGAUUCCAACCAUUGCCAUCGAUGGUACUGGCCUUGCCGAGACUUUGAACUGGAUCUCCUCCCACUCCAAGUAA
Molecule: messenger RNA, 507 nt
Organism: Sungouiella intermedia
Lineage: Eukaryota; Fungi; Ascomycota; Pichiomycetes; Serinales; Metschnikowiaceae
Source: the annotation of a GenBank genome assembly